AUGAAAACAUGAAAAGACUCGUUUUAGCGUCCACGUGCGUGACAGUUUUGUGGUUAUGUUCUCUAGUGUGUAGUAUAGUGCGUAAAUAAAAUUUACAAUACCGUUGUAAAUGACUGUAAAAAAUCAAAUGAAUCAUGUCCAGUUGUAAAAUACAUAACGUCAGAUUUUAUAACCUCGAACCUCGUUCUGUUACUUGUUUAUCUUAUGAAUCUAAAACUAAAAAGUUAGCGCUUGCAAGAAAUGAUAAUUCAAUAGAAGUUUGGAAUGUCGGGAAUGCACCUUUCGUGGAAUGUACCAUAGGUGGUCAUGCAGAAAAUUCAAUAGAGAGCAUCCUCUGGAUUGGACCAAGGUUGUUUUCGACCGGUCUGCAUGGAAUGAUAACAGAAUACAAUUUAUCAACGCUGUCUGUUAAGAAUGAAGUUGCGGUCACUGGAGGUGCAGCCUGGUGUAUGGAUGUUAAUCAUCAACAGACCUGCUUAGCUGUUGGUACAGAGGAUGGAUACAUCAACACUUUCACUGUUAACCCAGAUGUAUUAAUGUACGAAAGAAUUUUUGAUAAACAGAAAGGCAGGAUUCUUUGUAUUAAAUGGGAUAACACAGGAGAAAUGAUUUACUCAGGAUCUGUAGACACAAUUAGAGUUUGGAAUGCCAUAUCGGGUCAUGCCAUCCAUAAGAUGACAACUGGUAGGAAAGAAGCUAAGAAAGAAACAAUUAUUUGGUGUCUAGAAGUUACGGACGAUAAUGUUAUCAUUUCUGGAGAUUCUCGUGGAUGUUUAUCAUUCUGGGAUCCUCACAUGGGCACACUGAUCGAAUCCCAUGAAAGCCAUACAGCUGACAUACUGGCUGUUACUUUGUCUCAUGAUGGGAACACUGUAUACUGUGCCGGUGUUGAUCCUGUAGUAAGAAGUUUCUCUAAAAUAAGUAUGAAGUCUACUGGCAGAGCACAAUGGGUGAAAGGAAUUGAAAGGAGGUUGCAUGCUCACGAUGUGAGGGCUUUAGUAGAGGCAGAUGGAAAGCUAUACUCGGCCGGUGUGGAUGGAUAUCUUGCGCAAUCGAGUUAUCCACCGAAAGUACUUGUCAAGUACCCACCGUUACUUCAGCCGCCUUGCGCUACUGUUUGUAGAAAGUCUAGAUGUAUUUUAUUGCGAUAUACAAAUUUCCUCGAACUGUGGAGACUCGGGUCAUCCACGAAGGUACCUCCAGAGUCUGUACGUCCCGGCAUGUUCCACCAGUUAGAAGAAGAACCUCUAAAAUUAUUACAAUUAAAAACCAAAAGGGACGAAAGCAUCAUUUCCUGCGCCAUCAACAAAGACUCUAAAACCAUCGUCUACUCGACCGACAAUCAUGUCCGGGUUUUCAACUUUGACGUCGUCGAAGGAGACGCGCAGUUAUCGAAGAACGAUACCGACGUUUCUGUAAACAGAAUACAGAAAAUGUUAUUCAGUCCUAACGGAAAACUAUUCCUAACUAUUAAUAAUAACGGGAAGAAGAACGUGGUGACACUGUACAAAGUGGAGAAGAAACGUUUAAGGCAUCUCGGUUCUUUCCAUACGAAUAAAGAAUCAAUUGUAGAUGUUGGACUAGUUUGUAUCUCUCCAGACAGUAAAUACUUUGUGUGUGCCGAUCGGCAAGGUAGCAUCGCUGUAUAUAAUUUUAGUGAGACUGCGUCCAUCGAUGCACCGAUGGCAUGGUUGUUACCCAAGUACAGUUGUCCGCCAACAGCUAUGGCUAUACAGAAAAACACUUUGAACUUAGUUAUCGUAUACUCAGAUCACAAGAUCGUCGAGUAUAACAUUUUACAAAGGCAGUUCACGAAGUUCUCCAACAGUUUGCAAAGUCGACUUCCAAAGCAGUGGCUGGCGCGACCGUUCCCCAUCACGAAUAUAAUUUUCGAUCCUCGCAACGAGAACAUCAUAAUAAUGCACGAUGACUCGACGGUGUACGUGAUCGAUAAACUGAACGAGCUCUCUGAGAACAAUGCAAAAAUACCGAAACGCGAAAACGGCGAUAUAACGGAGGACGGUACAUCCAUCAUAGGCUCGCACUCCCAGCAAGCCUUCCAAGUCCUUAAAAAAUACAAGCAUUUAGUAUAUUUAGACUGGUUAAACGACGAAGAACUAGUGGCUGUCGAAGUGAAUCCGAUAUCCUUGACGGAAAAGUUACCACCCACCCUCAAACAGAAGUGGUUUGGAAUGUAAAUAUUCAGAGAAUGAAUGAAAUCCCGCGUUUCGGGGGAUUGAGUAUUCUGUACAAAGUUGUUCAUCGGUAUGUUUUAUACAUACACUCCACGCUGAUUUUGAAUCAUGUAUUUUCACGGUAUUGUUUAUAAUUAUACAAGAACAAUGAUGACUUAUUUUUAAAUACAUUUGUUACAAUGUACGAUACCCUAUGUACAAACAAUAUAUAUCCCAUACUUUAUUUUA
Molecule: messenger RNA, 2423 nt
Organism: Megachile rotundata (alfalfa leafcutting bee)
Lineage: Eukaryota; Metazoa; Arthropoda; Insecta; Hymenoptera; Megachilidae
Gene: l(3)72Dn
Product: UTP4 small subunit processome component l(3)72Dn
Biological process (GO): maturation of SSU-rRNA from tricistronic rRNA transcript (SSU-rRNA, 5.8S rRNA, LSU-rRNA)
Cellular component (GO): 90S preribosome; t-UTP complex; small-subunit processome
Molecular function (GO): RNA binding; protein binding
Source: RefSeq, a predicted model, not a curated record